Messenger RNA from Salvelinus namaycush (lake trout), 4897 nucleotides. RefSeq names its product dynamin-like 120 kDa protein, mitochondrial. Gene Ontology annotation, biological process: mitochondrial fusion. The record is from RefSeq and is a predicted model, not a curated record. The transcript is spliced from 28 exons. Lineage: Eukaryota; Metazoa; Chordata; Actinopteri; Salmoniformes; Salmonidae. Gene Ontology annotation, molecular function: microtubule binding; GTPase activity; GTP binding. Gene Ontology annotation, cellular component: cytoplasm; microtubule; mitochondrial membrane. The coding region runs from base 152 to 3061 and encodes 969 amino acids.
UCCAGCAAGCAGACAUGUCAUUCUGAUUUCAUGCUGUGUCCUUUUUAGUUAGCAAGUUAACCAAUGUGUUCCCUCUGUAAAAAUGAUUUGAAUUGUGCGUGAGCGCGAAUAUAUAACACAUUUUCAUUUACCCGUUGUUGGUAAUAGCAUUAUGUUACGAGUUGGAAGCGCAGUGGCCUGCAUGGCCUGCAGAAACCUGGUCUCCCCUAACAUGGGGGUGAGGUUCAGGAUGCCCUUACAGAAGCUGCACCCUCUGUCUCGUGCCAUCCACCACCGGUACAACGCCAGUGUCACCCCCCCGCACUGCUCGGCAGCCCGCCACUUCACCUCCAUGUCCCGGCUGCCCAUGCAGCCCCCCAAGCCUCCCCCGGGCGGUCACGGCGGCUGGCGCUACCAGCAGCACCGCAACUUCUGGAUGCUCCGCCUGGCCUCCAGGCUACUCAAGCUCCGGUACAUUGUGCUGGGCUCAGCAGUGGGAGGCGGGUACACCGCUAAGAAGACUUAUGAGGAAUGGAAGGAUAUGCUGCCUGAUAUGGGUGAAUACAUUUGGGUAAUACCUGAUUUCUUCUGGGAGCUGAGUAAACAAAUUGACCUCGAUAAACUAACCAAAAUGCUGCCUGAGUUAGUGGAGAUUGCCAAGUUUCUACCAGAGUUACCCGAUUUAGAUAAGAUAGGAGAGAACUUCACCUUCCUCAAGAGCAUCCUCUUCACCGCCGAAGCCCCUGGGGACACUCCAGUAAAAGCUGCCACAGAUGCCCCGGUCACGGCCACACCAGAGGCCAGCGGCAAGCAGUUUAGGAAGUCUUCAGAUAAGGAGAAGGUGGACCAGCUUCAAGAGGAACUGCUCCGAACUCAGAUGAAGUACCAGCGCAUGCUGGAGAGACUGGAGAAGGAGAACAAGGAGCUGAGGAAAGUGGUGCUGCAGAAAGAUGAGAAGGGCAUCCACCAGAGGAAAGUCAAGAAGUCUCUAAUUGACAUGUACUCUGAGGUCCUGGACAUUCUCUCAGACUUCGACUCUAACUACAACACCCAGGACCAUCUACCCAGGGUGGUGGUGGUGGGAGACCAGAGUGCAGGGAAGACCAGUGUGUUGGAGAUGAUCGCCCAGGCUAGGAUCUUCCCCCGGGGCUCUGGAGAAAUGAUGACUCGCUCUCCUGUCAAGGUGACGCUGAGCGAGGGACCUCACCACGUGGCCAUGUUCAAGGACAGCAGUCGAGAGUUUGACCUGGGAAAAGAGGAGGAUCUGGCUGCCCUGAGACAUGAGAUCGAGCUGAGGAUGAGGAAGAGUGUCAAGGAGGGACAGACAGUCAGCCCUGAGACGAUCUCUCUGAGUGUCAAAGGACCAGGUAUCCAGAGGAUGGUGCUUGUAGACCUACCAGGAGUCAUCAGUACUGUGACUGCAGGCAUGGCAACAGACACCAAGGAGACCAUCUUCGGCAUCAGUAAGAACUACAUGCAGAACCCCAAUGCCAUCAUCCUCUGUAUCCAGGAUGGGUCAGUGGAUGCGGAGCGCAGCAUCGUCACAGACCUGGUCAGUCAGAUGGACCCGCAUGGGAAGAGGACCAUCUUUGUCCUGACCAAAGUAGACCUAGCAGAGAAGAACCUGGCCAGCCCUAACCGGAUUCAACAGAUUGUUGAAGGAAAGUUGUUCCCUAUGAAAGCCUUGGGUUACUUUGCUGUGGUGACCGGGAAAGGCAGUGCCGGGGAAAGCAUUGACUCCAUCAAAGACUACGAAGAGGACUUCUUCCAGAACUCUAGACUACUCAGAGACGGUAUGCUGAAGGCCCACCAGGUGACUACUAAGAACCUGAGUCUGGCCGUUUCCGACUGCUUCUGGAAGAUGGUCAGGGAGUCAGUGGAGCAGCAGGCCGACGCCUUCAAAGCGUCCCGCUUCAACCUGGAGACAGAGUGGAAGAACAACUACCCCCGUCUGAGAGAGCUGGACAGGAAUGAACUCUUCGAAAAAGCCAAGAACGAAAUCUUGGACGAAGUCAUUAGCUUGAGUCAAGUGACACCGAAACACUGGGAGGCCAUCCUACAGAAGAAGCUGUGGGAGCGGGUGUCCACCCACGUCAUCGAGAACAUCUACCUGCCUGCAGCCCAGACCAUGAACUCUGGUACCUUCAACACCACCGUGGACAUCAAGCUCAAACAGUGGACGGACAAGCAGCUGCCUCACAAAGCAUUAGAGGUUGCCUGGGAGACGCUGCAGGAGGAGUUUGCCCGCUUCAUGGCGGAGUACAAAGGGAAGGACCAGGACGACAUCUUUGACAAGCUGAAGGAGGCGGUGAAGGACGAGAGUAUCAAGAGGCACAAGUGGAACGAGACAGCCAUGGACAGCCUGAGGGUGAUCCAGCACAAUACUCUGGAGGACCGCUCCAUCACAGACAAGCCCCAGUGGGACGCAGCCAUCCAGUUCAUGGAGGAGACCCUGCAGGCACGCCUCAAAGACACUGACUCUGUGAUAAAUGACAUGGCAGGUCCUUACUGGAAACAACGCUGGAUGAGCUGGACGAGCCGCUCGCCCGAACAGCACAUCUGCAACGAAACCAAAAAGGAGCUGGAGCGCCUGCUAAAACUCCAUGAGGACCACACAGCCUACCUGGCCAACGAUGAGGUCACCACCGUCCGCAAGAACCUGGAGGGCCGAGGAGUGGAUGUAGACCCUGUCCUGAUCAAGGACACGUGGCACCAGCUGUACCGACGUCACUUCCUGCAGAAGGCGCUGCAUCACUGUAACCUGUGUAGACGAGGCUUCUACUACUACCAGAGACAAUUUGUUGACUCUGAGCUGGAGUGCAAUGAUGUAGUCCUGUUCUGGAGGAUUCAGAGGAUGCUGCUCAUCACAGCCAACACACUCAGACAGCAGCUCAUCAACACAGAGGUACGGCGCCUGGAAAAGAACGUGAAGGAGGUGCUAGAGGACUUUGGUGAGGACAACGAGAGGAAGGUCCACCUCAUCACCGGACGCAGAGUACAGCUGGCAGAAGACCUUAAGAAGGUCCGUGAGAUUCAGGAGAAACUUGAAGCCUUCAUAGAAGCUCUUCACGAGGAGAAGUAGAGCACCAGAAACCAAUGGAUCACAGAAGCAUUGCACUGAUCAAAGAAGACUAAUUCCUCCCUCUGUAAAUGACUGAACCCCCCAGUGACGCCCAACUGUUGCUCUUAGUUUUUUUUUCUGCGAGUGGAGUUUAUCAGAUGGAGCCCUUAACACUAACACUGAGGAGGAUCAGGUUAUCAGUGUGGCUGAGCAGAUAGCACUUCCUCCGCUCAGAGUGGGCACCAUGCUUUAAAGGCCCAUGAUGAGUUCACCAGACAUGUCCUCUUCACACAGGAAUCCAACAACUGUCUCCGGGCUUUUUUGCUCUGCAUUUUUGGCAGAGAAGACGAAGAGAGAAGGGGGAGGACAAGAUUGAAGUUACACACCUCGUGACUGACUGACGGAUCGACCUCUCAUGUCGUCUUCCUCUCUCUCUCUCAUUGCUCCCUCGUUUCUCAUAAAUGAGGAGGUUGUGAAGGUUUUCUCUCUCACUGCCAACUUCCUUUCCUUUGUUUGGGAAUGUCUUUAAUCGGCUUGAGCACCUGUCAGAAGUUGUCCCAAAUUGCACUGGUCAAAAGUAGUGCACUGUAGAGGGAGUAGGAUGCCAUUUGGGACGCAACCAGAAUGUCUGCUGGUGAUCGGGUGAGUCAGACGUGGUGUGUGAUGGAAGGGUGAUGGGAACCACCCUCCUCUCUGUAGAUUGACUAGCUGUAAAUGAACGCCUGUUGGGCUGAAGCCAUUCUCCUGCCUAUUGUUAGCACUCGUUCCACUUGGGACUUAAUGUGAAUUCACUUCAGUUAUCCCAGCGGCUAGCUUUAACCCAGCUCUACACGUGCAUCACUAACCGUAUAGGUACAAGCCUCAGUUAUUAACCCUCACUUGCACAACAGUCAAGCUCCAUCCUCCUAAAACUAGAAUAUAUGAACAGUGGAUAGAAUAUUCCACACUAGUUGUAACAAAUAUAAUAUAGAUUGGCUUUCUUAUUUCAGGGAAGCAGACUUAAUUUGAGAGUUAUGUCUGCUAUUGAUAGGCAGCGCGCAAUGCCCCACUAUGCACCACUCUCUCUGACCUACUGUGUGUGCACCUCAUCACAAGGGUUUAUAUGAUGGCAUUUAAUUUCACUGUUGGACGAAACGGCCUCUACUAUCUUUGUUCUGGGUGAAGAUCCAGUGUUGGACUAGAAUCUAGUUCAACCUGCAGUGGAUGGAACCACAUUGUCCAAUCACGUUGGAGGAAAGAUGCUAGUGACCUCGUUGUAUUCCAACGUGGUGACAGCUGCACAGGCAUCUUUGGGUUCUUGGUACAUUCAUUCCUUUCACUUUUUCUGCUUCUUCAUGCUCUCCUGCCUCUGGGCAGGUCACACUGUCUGACUUGCUGGUCUCUACUGGUCUCUCCUGAGGGACCUUUUUCUCUCUCUGCUCUACUCCAUCCAUCCUUGUUUUCUUUAUUCUUGAUCCUCUCUCUUGCUCUUCUCUCAAGCCCUCUAUCUUCUAUCCUCUCUGUCUCCUAUUUCACCCCCCCACUCUUUGUUCCCGGCUCUAAAGAGUGGAAUGAAACGGUGACUGUUAUACUUAACCCCGGUCCUUCAUGUGUAUAUGGGUUAAUACCGUACAUCGUGUACAUGUAAAGUUAAUACCAAUCAUGAAUCUGUUAUUGCUUAUGGGAGGAAUGUCAGAGUGUGAUGCUCUUGUAACAAGAUAUCCAUCGGAUGGUUCAACACCUACAGUUCUCUUUGAUGUUAUAGAAUGUAAUGUUUGCAUGGUAUACCCCAUCAGAUGUGCUUUAUUUAUUACAAAUUUGAUUGUUUAAGAAAGUGAAAAUAAAAUUGAUGUUAAUAAAAAUGUAAUUUUCCUAGAA